AAGAGCAGGGAUAGAGGUUCACCUCUUGUUAGAAGGCUGACUGCAAGAUGAGCUCCGCGCCAGUGUUUUUGAGCGCAGAGGAAGUUCAGGGCCACCUCCGCAGCUCCAGCCUCCUCAUCCCGCCUCUGGAGGCCGCUCUGGCCAACUUCUCCAGCGGACCGGAAGGAGGGGUCAUGCAACCCGUGCGCACCGUGGUACCGGUGGUAAAGCACAGAGGUUUCCUGGGGGUCAUGCCUGCCUACAGUGCUGCAGAGGACGCUUUGACCACCAAGUUGGUCACCUUCUAUGAGGGCCACAGCACCACCUCCACUAUCCCCUCCCACCAAGCCACCGUGCUACUCUUUGAGCCAAGCAAUGGCUCCCUUCUGGCGGUCAUGGAUGGAAAUGUUAUAACUGCAAAGAGAACAGCUGCAGUAUCUGCCAUUGCCACCAAGUUUUUGAAACCGCCCAACUGUGAAGUGCUGUGUAUCCUUGGGGCUGGGGUCCAGGCCUACAGCCAUUAUGAGGUCUUCACAGAGCAGUUCUCCUUCAAGGAGGUGAGGAUAUGGAACCGCACCAAAGAAAAUGCCGAGAAGUUUGCGGACGCAGUGCAAGGAGAGGUACAGGUCUAUUCAUCAGUCCAGGAGGCUGUGACAGGUGCAGAUGUGAUCAUCACAGCCACCAUGGCAACAGAGCCCAUUUUGUUUGGUGAAUGGGUGAAGGCAGGGGCUCACAUCAAUGCCAUCGGAGCUAGCAGGCCUGACUGGAGGGAGUUGGAUGAUCAACUGAUGAAACAGGCCAUGCUGUAUGUGGAUUCCCGGGAGGCGGCCCUCAGAGAAUCUGGAGACAUCCUCCUGUCUGGGGCCACGAUCUUCGCUGAGCUGGGAGAAGUGGUAAAGGCAACGAAGCCAGCCCACUGUGAGAAGACCACAGUGUUCAAGUCUUUGGGAAUGGCGGUGGAAGACACGGUUGCAGCCAAAUUAGUGUAUGAUUCCUGGUCAUCUGGUAAAUAAAAUGAAGCAAUGUUUUGUUGAGGUGGAUGCUGCAGCUCAAGAGGUGUUGCCUCCAAUUGUCUCAUAAUUUCUAGAUCAAAUGAUGGAACCCAGUGCCCAGUGAGCUAUAGUUUUGUGCUCAUGAUGUCUUAUCUUAAAUAAUGAGAUCUCCAUUUGUGUUUAUAGUUAGCGAAAUUAGGUGGCCAUCCCUCCUGCUAUGCCACAUUACAGCAGUACUCCCUUUUCCAGGUAUUUCACUAGCUUUUGUAAUUCCUGGAAAUAAAGCAAUU
Messenger RNA from Pteronotus mesoamericanus, 1261 nucleotides. RefSeq names its product crystallin mu (gene CRYM). Gene Ontology annotation, molecular function: thyroid hormone binding. NCBI's taxonomy places the organism in Eukaryota, Metazoa, Chordata, Mammalia, Chiroptera, Mormoopidae. Gene Ontology annotation, biological process: thyroid hormone metabolic process. Gene Ontology annotation, cellular component: cytoplasm. The coding region runs from base 48 to 992 and encodes 314 amino acids. The record is from RefSeq and is a predicted model, not a curated record. The transcript has 8 exons.